AUGUCGUUGAAAACCCAUCACGAGAAGUCUGCAUUAAUUAUGAUGGGUAUUGUAAUAGGAGUUUUUCUUGUUUGCUAUGGUAUGUAUCUACGUUGUGGUUUUCAAAUACUAUCCUCAUCACGAUGUAAUGAUAAAAACUACAAAAUUCCUUUCUUGGCUUUAAACUCAGCAAUUAACCCGCUGGCUUAUGCCUUUUUCAAAAGAGACAUCAAGAAAGAGUUAAAAAGACUCGUCGGCGCUGUGUUUUAAGGAAAAUAACAAAGUUAACUUAAGCCUACUACUUGAAGUGCGUAACUCAUUCUUGUAGAAUGUAGGUCUUAUAUGAACGAGUGUGAAAGGUUUCAGCUACGACUGAUAAAUCUGUGACGCUUGGACUCAAAGCGAAUUGAAAUUUGGAAAAAAUGGCGCAUUGGAGAGAAAACAAUUUCUUUGGGCCCUAACAGAAUACAAAAUACAAGGGAAAGGACUUAGGAUCAAGGUUCACAGUGAUGCGAGACACAAGUUCUUGUUGGAUGGAUCUUUUUACGAGAUUCACAUAAUUUUGUAAUCACACCCUGCUAGCAAAGCCUUUGCUUCACUUGCUUGAUUUUGGCAUACUCGAGGAAGACUCUGCAUCAAUCGAGUAACAAAGAUAGCGAAAGCAUGUGCUGCUUAGAUACAGUUUCGAACCAAGGCUUAAAAGCCGUGCACUUUAAACAGAGGGCUCAUCGAUCGGUUAUGACCAUCGGUUUAUCAAUCUGAAACGGACACUCGAAGUCUGAAUACCAGUUUGACAAGAGAAAACAAAAUCAUUCUUUGCAAAGCUGUUUCUUUCAAAAAUAAUUUUUUGGUGAAUUAACACUAGUCUUCCGGCUCCUCAGUAUUUGACCGAAAUCUUAAGCGACUUGAUUAAACUUUCUCUCAGUUUCAAGACAAAAACAUAACUGCGAGGUAAAAAAACAUAGUCACGUAGACAUUUACGCGUACUGCUUCGAGCGCACGCUAUGAUAAUGAAAAUUUAAGGUAACUGCUGCAUUGAUAGCUUUGAUAAUGUUAUAAAACAAUUAGUUCAUGAUUCAGCUGUGCGUAUGUCGAUAUAUAUAUAUAUUGAGCACUUGGAAAGUUUGCUGCGCCUCGAGCAACUCUUACACGUCUUACGAGCUCUCCAAACUUCCUGCGUGCUCAAUAUCUCUACAUACGCACGCUGACGCAUGAACUAAUUGUUAAAUUGUCAUCCGUGGUGUUUUAUAGUCUUGGGCAGUAAUUAGUACUGGCUAUUGCAUUUUCUUCGCAAAACGUGCCAGACAUUUUCCGCUAUUUUGUUAAAUUGUUUGUGUAAUUGUGUAAAUUAUCGCAAACAGUUGUCCUCUUUAUUGUUCAAGAGCUGGAGAGAAUCAACAUAAAAUCGUCAAAAGUCUAAACUAUAAAAUAACUAGCAGGCUUUUAGUUGAAGGAGAAACGAAAAAUGCAUUUUUUAUUACAGCUAUCAAAAUUUGUCAUACUCGUAUUCGCCCCACUCAAACGAGCGAAAAUAUUUUUUCUAUGGAUUCUUUGAAAUUUGUGAUAAAGGAACUCGGUGAACAACCUAACCCCCGCGGGGGGUACUGCCAGGUGGGAUAUAUAAUGUGACGUUUUAUGGGGUACGGUUUUCAAGCAUGCAGUUAAGUCUGGGAUUGGGUAUAGAAAUCAGAGAACAACUCUUGUAUAUGGAGGGAUUUGGGGAGUUUAGUUUAGUAUAGUGCAGCAAAAUUCAGCUGAACCAGGAGUAUAGGCUAGGUUUUCCAGGGUCUCAGCGGCACAUUUCCACCGAAAAGAUUAAUUGGCCAAUUAUUACAUAUAUACUUAAGACGAUUAAAAGAACAAAGAGUGCGUUACUUUUCACCCAAGUGGCCAGCAACUGUGCAAAUUUAUUGGAACAAAAGAGAACGUUUUAGUUAGACAAGAGUUCAACUCUCACAGGGUUGGUUGGAAUACCACCAUGGACGCCGUUUCUAUUUUUUUGAAACACCGUUAUGGCCGCCAUGACGUCAUGUGAAAACGCUCCGUGACGUGACCCUAAUAUUUAAGCAAGAUGUUGGUUAUAUUCUACAGUUGAUCAAAACUUCCUUUAACUUCUAAGAUGGAGACCUGGUUUUGGAUUUUUGGCUGGUUUCUUUCAUUUUUAACCAUCAUUGGAAAUGGAUUUACAAUCUUUCUCGUUUGCAGCAGACGAAAUCUCCGCACCAAAACAAACGCGUUUAUUGUUUCACUUGCCGUGGCGGAUUUCUGUGUUGGUUUGGGCGUUAUUCCUUCAAUGUUCUUGUGCGACAUUACAAACACCUGCCACUGGCCUCUCGGUUUGAUGUCUUGGGUGACUUUCGUACGGUUGCUGCUUAGUAACACGUCUGUUGUAAACUUAUGCAGCUUAGUACUGGAUCGUUUUAUUGCCAUCGUCCAUCCUCUAAAAUACAUCACUUUGAUGACUCGCCGUCGAAUUACUCAAGUUAUUUUCUUCUCUUGGGUUCUAACAGUUAGUUUUAAUGCGCUAAAAGUUAUCUAUUAUGUGUUUUAUUUCAAAACAAUGGAUGUCCUGUUUAUAUGGCUAAAUCUAAUUUGCUUCGAGUUCCUUCCAGCUGUUGUAUUAAUACUCUGCUUUGUAUCAAUGAUAUUUCACGUACGCAGGCAUGAUCGGUCAGCACGCAUCGUAGAAAAACAGUUACGUUUUAACCAUCACACCGUAAUUUUUAGGGAGUUAUAACUCCAAAAAUGGAGUAAAAAUUUUAGGUACAGGAUAACCCCUUUUUUGGGGUUAUUUUAACUCCUAAUUUAACUCCGAAUUUGGGGUCAUUUUUACUCCUGAAAAAGAGUUCUUUUUACUCCCAGUCUUGGAGUUAAAAUUACUCCGAAAUGGGGUUACUUGUACUCCUUACAGGGGUUGUUUUCACUCUUUUUGGAGUUAAUUUAACUCUGAAAGUGGAGUAAAAAUUUUAGGUACAGGAUAACUCCUUUUUUGGGGUUAUUUUAACUCCUCAAAAUCUGUGGUCACUUUUACUCCUGAAAAAGAGUUCUUUAAACUCCUUUUUGGAGUUAAAAUAACUCCACGAAAAAUAACUCCACUGUAAGGAGUUAAAUUAGCCCCACUAGAGGAGUUAUUAUAACUCCCUGAAAAUUACAGUGCAGGUGUCGUUUAAAACCCACUACGAGAAGUCUGCAGUAAUAAUGAUGGGUCUUGUGAUAGGAGUGUUUCUUGUUUGCUAUGGUAUGUAUCUACGUUGUAGUUUUCUAAUACUAUCCUCAUCACGAUGUAAUGAUGAAAACACAAAAUUCUUUUCUUGGUUUUAA
Molecule: messenger RNA, 3300 nt
Organism: Porites lobata
Lineage: Eukaryota; Metazoa; Cnidaria; Anthozoa; Scleractinia; Poritidae
Source: the annotation of a GenBank genome assembly